AACAUGUUAACCCAAUAAUGGGAUAGAAUGAUUACGCAUAUGUAACAGCAACUUCCUGCUCUGUACCACCUGCAUUGCUAAGCAAUUGUAUUUAUUCAGGAACUUGCAAAUAUCUGUCAUUAUGGUGGCUAAGGAAGAACUCACGCGAUGCAACCUCUGCGAAGCACUGUACGCUGGGAAUUGUAGGAAUACACUUUCAGCUCUUGUCGAGAGGCGUCGCGAUAGGUGGAGACAGCACGUAAAAGGGAUGGUUCUCCUUUGCAAUCCCUAUCUCUAAUUCUAUUCGCUGCGGAGCGUUCCUUGCUUGGGUAGCCUCGGCCUUCUCUGUCGCUGCGAUAAGACUCUACGGCUGGUACAAGAGAUUAGUUGGAGCGAAUCGUGUAACUCCGUCGUUCCAGCAUGUCCGAGCAACCCGAGCCCUGCGGCCUCACCGAUGAGGCAGCCUUCAGCGUUUGUUCAGACCCCGAUUCCAGCACGAAGAUCAUAUGGAUAGGUUCCACAGGUGUCUGCUGAAUUUCCCUCCUCCUGCUAUAGCCCCUUACAUCCUCAUUCCACAUGAUUCUAGAAGGUUAUCUGACUCUCAAAAGUGGAUUUUUGGUGGCCCAGGGGACUACAGAUGGAAGGAGUGGAUGACAAAGUCCCACUAUGAUUUCCUGUUGCAGCAAACAAUGCUAAGAAUAAAAGAUCCUAAAAGGUCACUGGAGUUUUAUACUAGAGUGCUUGGAAUGACACUACUCCAAAAGUGUGAUUUCCCUACUAUGAAGUUCUCCCUCUACUUCUUGGCUUAUGAAGAUAAAAAUGAUAUUCCAAAAGAUGCAAAAGAGAAAGCAGCAUGGACUUUUUCUAGAAAGGCCACACUAGAGUUGACACACAACUGGGGUACUGAAAAUGAUGAGAACCAGGCUUACCACAAUGGCAAUUCAGAUCCCCGAGGAUUUGGUCACAUUGGAAUUGCUGUCCCUGACGUAAAUGCAGCUUGUAAAAGAUUUGAGGAGCUAGGAGUGAAAUUUGUCAAAAAACCAGAUGACGGUAAAAUGAAAGGACUAGCUUUUAUCCAGGAUCCGGAUGGCUACUGGAUUGAAAUCCUGAAUCCUAAUCAUAUGGUGACUCUAAUUUAGAUUUGAAAUGCUGCACAGUGAUCUUUCAUCAAGAGACUGAAAAUAUGCAAAAGUGUGUCUUAGAUUCAUACUUGGUUUAAGAAUAAAGUUUAUAUACUGUACUUACAAAAGCCCAUGUAGUACAAUACAACAGAUGCCCCCUUUCCCUAUCUGGUUUUCUGCUUGAGUUGUUACCCUGAAGAUGUCCUAAAAUAAUAGGAGAAAACAAAUAUGUCCUGGAAGUGCAAUUAUAUAGUUAAUCCUGUAGUAGAGAAACAUUGAUUGCAAUCUCCUUAGUGUUGAAUAGCCAGACUUUCAUUCCUAAUCUAAAUAAAAGUUAGUUUGGUAUAGGA
Messenger RNA from Hemicordylus capensis (graceful crag lizard), 1450 nucleotides. It is a transcript of the gene GLO1, whose product is annotated as glyoxalase I. Gene Ontology annotation, molecular function: lactoylglutathione lyase activity; metal ion binding. The transcript is spliced from 8 exons. The record is from RefSeq and is a predicted model, not a curated record. The coding region runs from base 486 to 1118 and encodes 210 amino acids. NCBI's taxonomy places the organism in Eukaryota, Metazoa, Chordata, Lepidosauria, Squamata, Cordylidae.